AUGUUGAACGUUACAUUUCUAAUUCGUGUAAUAAAAAUACACUUGCACUUACGUACAACAUUCAAGAGAAAUGAUAAAUCACGUGAGCUAACCUUUUCGUACUGUGCACAUCACAUUCGAAAGAGACAGUCGCAUUCAUCUCCAGCCAGUGGUCCCUGGAAUGUAUUGUUUUUCGGAACGAGUAAUUUUUCUCUGGAAAGUUUACGAAGCUUGUAUAAUGAAUACAGAGCCAAGAAACUCUGUCGAUUAGAAGUCGUAUCAGUGUGUAAAGAGAAAAAGAAUGUUAUUGUACAGUAUGCAGAGGAGAAGGGAAUCGUUGUUAAAGAAUGGCCUCUUGAAAACAAUCCACAGGAUUUUCAUAUCGGGAUAGUUGUCGCCUUUGGCCAUCUGAUACCAUUAAAUAUUAUAAAUUCUUUUCCACUUGGUAUGUUAAAUGUUCAUAAUAGUCUAUUGCCACGAUGGAGAGGAGCAGCUCCAGACAUUUAUACCUUAAUGAAAGGAGACACACAGACAGGAAUUACAAUCAUGAGGAUAGCAGAAAAGUUUGAUACUGGAGACAUAGUAACACAGGAAAAGAUAGAUAUUCAUGCAGAUGAAACUCGACCAGAAUUAAAUAUGAAGUUAGCAAAGCUGGGUGCGAAUGUUCUAAUUGAUGUGAUAGGAAAAUUGCCACAGGUAUUAUCUUCCUCGAGGCCUCAGGGAAAAUUAGGUGUGACGUAUGCACCUAAAGUUGCAUCAAAGACCUCUUUAGUGAAAUGGGACGAGAUGACGGCGAAGAACGUUUAUGAUCUGCAGCGUGCUCUUCUAGGAUUGUACCCAUUAAAAACCAAGUUUGAUGGUGUAACUAUAAAAUUGUUGGAUGUCCGGCAGACGUCGAAACCGGAAGAUGGAAGAAAUGUGGAUAUACCAGGUUUCGCAAGAUUUGAUCGGAAAAGUAAUGCGUUAGUUAUCACAUGUAAAGGAUCAAGUUGGAUCUCAACAAUGAAAGUAAUUGUGAAAGGUCAUUCAGUUAUGAGUGCAUUACAGUUUAGAAAUGGAUUUAUACGGGGCAGAAAGAAAGACUGGAUAUUAUUUCAGAGUAAUGUUACAUAAUCUAUAGCGCUGCUUCUGACAUCAAUGCUACUCUUUUGUAAAUAUAUGACAAUUUCAUUGAGAAACAGAUAGUGAAUAUUAAAUUUUUAUUUACUACAAUAAUAAAAUUUAAUUUAGAAUGUACAAAAUGUAAUAUUA
This is a messenger RNA of Atta colombica, 1230 nucleotides long. Its product is annotated as methionyl-tRNA formyltransferase, mitochondrial. Gene Ontology annotation, molecular function: methionyl-tRNA formyltransferase activity. Gene Ontology annotation, biological process: biosynthetic process; conversion of methionyl-tRNA to N-formyl-methionyl-tRNA. The record is from RefSeq and is a predicted model, not a curated record. The transcript has 6 exons. NCBI's taxonomy places the organism in Eukaryota, Metazoa, Arthropoda, Insecta, Hymenoptera, Formicidae. The coding region runs from base 1 to 1092 and encodes 363 amino acids. Gene Ontology annotation, cellular component: mitochondrion.